This is a messenger RNA of Glarea lozoyensis ATCC 20868, 831 nucleotides long. RefSeq names its product Rhomboid-like protein. Lineage: Eukaryota; Fungi; Ascomycota; Leotiomycetes; Helotiales; Helotiaceae. The record is from RefSeq and is a predicted model, not a curated record. The transcript is spliced from 2 exons. Gene Ontology annotation, cellular component: membrane. Gene Ontology annotation, biological process: retrograde vesicle-mediated transport, Golgi to endoplasmic reticulum. Gene Ontology annotation, molecular function: serine-type endopeptidase activity. The coding region runs from base 1 to 831 and encodes 276 amino acids.
AUGCUUUCCUCCGGAUUCGCAGGAGCUCCAGUCUCUCGCAGCCUUACAUAUGGCAUUGUCGCAGCUUCGAUACUUGCUAGCAUCACAGAUGUAAAGCAUUACUUCUACAUACAAGUUGAUCCUCAUCUGUGGCGGUAUCAUCAACUAUGGCGGAUACUCACCUAUCAAUUUUGUUACACGAAUUCGACAGAAGUACUCUUUGCGGCAAUUACCUUAUACCAUAUGAGAGUUGCUGAAAGACUUUGGGGGUCGCGGAAAUACGCAUCCUUCAUCCUUCUGACAUACUGUCUCACUGCGUUUAUACCACCUUUCCUCCUUGCAGUAGUACUUCGACCAUUAUCAUUCAACAAGUUAAACUACCUCCCCGCGGGUCCAACACCCCUCAUAUUCGCGAUACUCGCACAUUAUCAUGCCAUCAUUCCACAUAUCUACAAAUACCGAAUAGCAGCAUCGGCUGCCCCGCCUACGAAUGAACCCUUCGUAGGCCUUACAUUUUCCGACAAAUCAUACACAUAUCUUCCAGCGGCACAACUUGCUCUAUCACAGUUCCCGGGGUCACUUUUGUGCGCAGCUGUAGGAUGGGUUGUUGGGUACUCGUGGAGAAAUGAAGUGCUACCAGGCGCGGUCAUGCGUUGGCGUAUUCCGGGAUGGAUGGUCGGAGUACAGACUAAGAAGCGGGAGGAGGAUUUUGAAGUCUUGAGGAGGCGGUUGGAAAGUGAGAAUUCGAGUGCUACGGCAGCCACAGGCUCAGAUGGUCGGACUGGUGGAGAUAUUGGUAGGAGAAGGACUCUAGGAAGGCAACUGGUGGACCAAUUUCGGGGCGCCUUUUAA